Molecule: messenger RNA, 312 nt
Organism: Aspergillus tubingensis
Lineage: Eukaryota; Fungi; Ascomycota; Eurotiomycetes; Eurotiales; Aspergillaceae
Product: DUF3328 domain protein
Exons: 2
Coding region: 1-312 (103 amino acids)
Source: RefSeq, a predicted model, not a curated record
AUGAAGAUCUCAAUUUACGUUAUGGCGGCGGUGAGUUUGACCACGUCAGUUGUAGCCGCUCCCAUGCCAUCCACUCCUGUCAAAGGUCGUGCCCCAGUUGGCUCAUUCAUAUGGACCUGGUACGGUGACGACCAGGAGGAGACUCAGUCUUCCGUCGGCCCCACACCGGAGAUCAUGUCAAUGAAGAGGUCCACUGAUCUCAAGACUCGCAAGCCUAUCGGCUCUUUCAUCUGGACUUGGUAUGGGGAUGACCAGGACGAGUCUGAGCCUCCCGUCAAGGUUGUUGAGGGGGAUACAUCUGUUGUUGAGUAA